This is a messenger RNA of Portunus trituberculatus (swimming crab), 4350 nucleotides long. RefSeq names its product histone-lysine N-methyltransferase, H3 lysine-79 specific-like (gene gpp). Gene Ontology annotation, molecular function: histone H3K79 methyltransferase activity. The record is from RefSeq and is a predicted model, not a curated record. Gene Ontology annotation, cellular component: nucleus. NCBI's taxonomy places the organism in Eukaryota, Metazoa, Arthropoda, Malacostraca, Decapoda, Portunidae. Gene Ontology annotation, biological process: regulation of transcription regulatory region DNA binding; DNA repair; DNA damage checkpoint signaling.
CCUCAUUGCUCUCCCUUAGUUGGUCUCGGGAUGCGGAGGAGUGAGGGUGUUGUGGCGUGAUCUCCCCUCCACUAUGGGGCUGCAGUCUUCCUUGCUUGCAAUUCACCGGAGGAAGAGCGUGUGUGUUUGAGUGUCGGGUGUAAUAAUGCCGGAGUCGGACAAGCCGCUGGAAUUAAAGCUUCACAGCCCAGCAGGAGUUGAGGCAAUCGUAUUCCCAUGGCCCUUAUCUACUGGCGGCGGCGGCGGCUGUGGCGGCGGCGGGGGCCCAGGCGGGGGUGGAAACUCGGACAAACAUGACGGGGCCUAUGAGAUAGUGGAGACAAUUCGGUGGGUGUGUGAGGACAUCCCGGAGUUGAAGCGAGCCAUGGAGGUCAACAUUUUGUCUGACUAUGACACCAGAAGUUAUGAGAGUAUGCGGCAGCUGUGUGACAAGUACAACCGUGCCAUAGAUUCCGUCCUGCAGUUGGAGAAAGGUACCAGCCUGCCCACCACGCGCCUCAACAAGCGGCCAUCGCGGGGCAUGCUCAAACACAUCCUCACCCAGAUAUACAACCACGCUGUCGUUGACCCGGAGAAACUCAACCAGUAUGAACCUUUCUCCCCGGAGGUGUACGGGGAGACCUCAUUUGAGUUGAUAUGUCAAAUGAUAGACCAGAUUCACAUUACUGAAGAGGACACGUUUGUGGACCUUGGCUCAGGUGUGGGUCAGGUAGUGCUGCAGAUGGCCGCGCUCACUCCAUGCAAGGUCUGCGUUGGCAUCGAGAAGGCAGAGACACCUUGCAAGUACGCGCUGGAGAUGGACCGGCUGUACUGCAAGUGGAUGCGUUGGUACGGGAAGCGUCACAGCGAGUACCGGCUCCGCAAGGGUGACUUUCUGAAGAAGGAGCACCGCGACGGCAUCACCAGCUCCUCCAUUGUCUUUGUCAACAACUUUGCCUUCGGGCCGCACGUCGACCACAUGCUCAAGGAAGUGUUUGCGGACCUCAAGGAUGGAGCGCGUAUUGUCUCCUCAAAGUCCUUCUGUCCUCUCAACUUCAGGAUCACCGACAGGAAUCUUAGUGACAUCGGCACCAUCAUGCAUGUGUCGGAGCUGUCACCAAUGAAGGGGUCUGUGUCGUGGACGGGCCGGCCGGUCUCGUACUUCCUGCACAUCAUUGACCGGACCAAGUUGGAGCGAUAUUUCCAAAGACUUAAGAACCCAAAACUGAGGGCAAACAAAAAUUCUGAAGAUAAGGAGGAAGAGAACCAGGGGAAUGUGAGGCGAGUGCGACGAGAAUUGGCCAAGACUACUCUAUCCAACACUUCCGAGACGUCUUCAAACCACUCCUCGGACCACAAGGAGGCGGAUGACCCAAUUAUCGGCCCAACCACUCGACGCGCUUGGAACGACUGGUGCUCCUCCUCCACUUCCUCCUCCGCCUCCUCCUCUGCCUCCUCCUCCUCCAAAAACACUCCCAAGGGCUCGUCAUCAAGAAGCUCGGCCGAUGAAAAUGAUGAGAAUGGACCGCCAAGUGCCGCAGCCGCCGCCGCCGCUGCUGCCGCCGCCGCCCCCCACCACAAUAACCACCGCCGCAUUCAAGGUGGUGGUGGUGGUGGCAGUGGUGGUGGUGGUGGUGGUGGUGGUAGGCGGAGGAACACGCAAAGAAGAGCUGCUGCGUCUAAGCCGGCCAUUGUGGAUGACCCUGACCCCCCCGCUGUGCCUAGGGUGGCGCGUCGUACCCUGGGUGCCAGUGGUGGUGGUGGUGGUGGUGGUGGUGGUGGCAGGAGAGGAGGCAAGAGGCAACAUCGCACCACCAAAAAACCUAUCAAGAUCAAUGGACUGGAUCUACUUCACACACAGACACUCUUGAGCACCGGGGCAGCUGAUGCCGGCCGCAGCGCAGUGUACCAGGACCCAGCACCAGGAUGUGUGGACCAGAAGCUGUCCCGCAUCACAUCAUCCUCAGUGGCUGGUAUUCUGAGGCACGAGGAGCUGCCCAUCCCGCCCUCCAACACUCCCUAUGCCCUGGAGGUGUUACUGGAUGUGUUCCGUCAGCAGUUCCUCUCCAUGCUGGUCGUUCAAAAGCCAGAGUACAGGGACUAUGUGUUGAAGCAGAUUGACGCAGAGAAGGAGAAGAACAAGAGCCUCAAGUCCCGGGCUGCCCAGUUGGAGCGGCAGAUAAAGGUGCUGAUAGACGACUCAGUGGCGCUGCUCAGGUCUCGCAUCUCGGAGCUUGGCAUGACGGCAGCAAACCCUGAAGACUUGCUGAACAGGGCCAAGGAGAUUGUGUGGCGUCACAAGGAGCUGCAGGCCAAUGUGUCGUCGCUGCAGCAGCAGGUGAACAGUGCGGAGGAGGAGCAGGAGCGACUGGUGCGGCUCAGGCAACACGAGAUCAUUCACAAGUACAGGAGGAACGGUGUGGUCAAUGGGCAGCAGCAGCAGCAGCAGAGCCUGGAUGCAAGUCAGGUGACGCAGGAGUUCAUCCUGAGGGAGAUCUCGCAGACACUGUCGCAGCGCAAGAAGCUUCACUCUCAGGUGUCCCGCCUGGAGUGUGAGGUGAGCUCCCUGGAGAACACCGCCCCCGACGCAGUGCCCGGGGGCCGUGGCGGGUCUGCUCCUGGAGGCCAGCGGGCUGACAAGUCCCCGGGGCGGCACAAGACGCGGCACCGCAGCAGGAACCAGGAGUGGCCAUCCAUCCCGGACGUGGGCAAGAUUGAGGAGAAGAACCCGGAGAUCCUGGCACAGAAGAUCCUGGAGACCGGCAGGCAGAUUGAGGCCGGCCGCAUCCCGGCCUUGCCCCCCGGCACCCAUCCCCCCCUGCUGCCCCCCGACGGCCUUAUCAGGAUACACCAGGCUGAGCCACGCCCCACCCUGCCCCACGACCAGCAGCAGCAGCAACAACCACCACUGCCGCCGCCGCCACCAGGCCGAGUGGUGGUGGUGGCGCAACGGCACACUGCCCCGCCUGCCCCACCGCUGCCCCUGCCCAAGGUGGAAAUGCCCUUGCAGGCUGCCGCCGCCGCCAUUGCCCCCGGGCCACGUGGCGGGGACAAGGGUGGCGGUGGGAGCCGGGGCUUCUCCAUGGUGCGAGCGCAGGAGCCGCCCCGCGUGGCGGACUUUGAGGACAGACUCAAGCUGAUCAUCACCAACGUGCUCAACGAGGACAAGCCACCAACCCACGCCCUGCCACCCCGCCCCACCCCGCCCCAUGUACUGCCACACCCACAUUCUCCAUACUCCUCCCCUGGCGCGCCGCCCCCGACCAAGAGGGAGCGUAAGGGGGAAGGGCGCCCCGACUACACCCAGGUGUCCCCUGCCAAGCUGGCCCUGCGCAGACACCUCUCACAGGAGAAGCUGCUGGCCCUGGAGGCCGUGGCACCGUCCCCCACAACACAGCAAGGUACUGCUGGGGGCCCUGCCACACCCCGCAUGCCGCCCCUCACCCGCAAUGUUGGGGACCUCAUCUCAGGGGAGGUGGAGCGCUCCCUGGAGCUGAGCUCAGCGCCCCCCGCCCCCCCAGCCUCUGCCGCACUGGACAUGACGGUGGGGGGCAAGGCGUCACCCCGCCCCGGGCCCCGCAUCGCACGCAUUGUGGAGGAGAGCUUUGCCAAGGUGCUCCAUGCCCCACACACACCACCUGAGGCAGGGGAGGGGCGCCAGCCCUCCCCCGCCCAGCGUGGGGUGUACUCCCCCGUGUCCAGGCCCCCCAGCACUGAGGGCCUUCCGCCCCCUGCUGUGGAGGGCCUGAUGUACCCACGCGUCAAGUCCCCGCGGGGCGCCCCACUAGAUGAGAAGCCCCGAAUGCUGCCCCCCGCAGCAUCCCCGGGGCGGGACGGUCUGGAGGCACGCCUGGUUUCAAUGUACGGCCCUAAGGCUGCUGCCCCAGCCCCUCCUGCCCCACCCCGAGCCACACCACCACCACAGCCCCCCACCACGGCCGCCACACACCCACCAGACUGCAAGCCACGUCCCGCAACCCUCGGCGCAGGGGACGGCCCCGUGGAGGGCCUCGCCGCCACGCUGCACGCACGCUUCAUGACCAGACCAAUGCUGGCCAAGGUGAAGGAGGAGCCCCCAGACUACCCCCGGCCCCCCAGCGAUGAGGAGAGGCUGCGGAGGAAGCUACGGUCGCCCCCUCCCGCCCCUCACACCAUCCCCCCAAAGAAGCAACACUACUCUGACCCCCCACCACCACCCCUCCCUCUACCACCCCACUCCUCCUCCACCCCUCCUUAAACCCAAUUUCAACCCCAUCUUCAACAUCAAACUGCCACCACCGCCACCACCACCACCGCCACCACCACCUCCACCGCCACCACCACCACAGUCACCCCGUCCUCAUCUGCCACCCCAACACCACCACCACCACC